Nymphalis io (European peacock) is the source of this 1385-nucleotide messenger RNA. It is a transcript of the gene Dhod, whose product is annotated as dihydroorotate dehydrogenase (quinone), mitochondrial. The coding region runs from base 207 to 1385 and encodes 392 amino acids. Gene Ontology annotation, molecular function: dihydroorotate dehydrogenase activity. Gene Ontology annotation, biological process: 'de novo' pyrimidine nucleobase biosynthetic process; pyrimidine ribonucleotide biosynthetic process. The transcript has 5 exons. The record is from RefSeq and is a predicted model, not a curated record. Gene Ontology annotation, cellular component: cytoplasm; mitochondrial inner membrane. NCBI's taxonomy places the organism in Eukaryota, Metazoa, Arthropoda, Insecta, Lepidoptera, Nymphalidae.
CAAAACGCAUAUGUCACUUGACAUGUGUAUUUUAUUAGCAUUUACCACAACUACCUACCUAUAUUUACAAAAUUAAAUAUAGCGAAUAGCAUUUAAUUUUAUGCAAUAAAUAAUGCCCUUUACAACCGGUAAAUAAAUACUUUUUGAAAAGUUUAUCUAUUAAGGGACUAUAAUAUUGUUUAUUUACAACAUAGCUAGCUAUCAUAAUGAGUCGAAAACAAAGUAAUUUGAAAAAAAUAAAAUCUCUUUGUUAUUUGACAUUAGGGGGUUCCCUGUCGUACCAAUUUAUUUACUUCAAAAAAGAUUUCAAUGGCUAUUAUGACAAUGUAUUACAACCGCUGAGCCAACAGCUCAAUCCAGAAUGGGCGCAUAAAAUUGGUGUAUCAGCCAUUAAGUAUGGAUUAUUUCCCACAGAAAAUUUUGAAGAUCCUAAAGUUCUUAACACAAAGUUCUUAAAGUAUGAACUUAGUAACCCCAUUGGUAUUGCUGCCGGCUUUGAUAAGCAUGGUGACGCUAUCACAGGGUUAAGAAAUAUUGGUUUUUCUGUAGUGGAAAUUGGAUCAAUAACACCUGAACCACAGCCGGGUAAUCCAAAACCUCGAGUGUUUAGGUUACCGGAGGACAAUGCGGUUAUUAAUAGAUAUGGUUUCAACAGUGAAGGUCACAAAGAAGUAUAUGAAAAAAUAAAGAAUAUAGACAAGGCUUUACUACAAAAUGGACUCUUAGGAGUUAAUUUAGGCAAAAAUAAAACUUCCAAUGAUGCUGUCCAAGAUUACAGUUUAGGAAUUAAGAAAUUUCAAAAUAUAGCUGACUACUUUGUAAUAAAUAUAAGCAGUCCUAAUACUCCAGGUUUAAGAUCACUGCAAAAUAAAAACGAGCUCCAGGAACUGUUAGCUGGUGUCAAUAGAACUUUAAACACAUUAGAAGGAGGCAAGCGGCCACCUCUGCUUCUAAAACUUGCACCGGAUUUGACUCUUGAAGAAAUGAAAGAAAUUGUUUCGGUAAUAACAAAGAAAGAAACUAAAGUUGACGGUCUAAUCAUAUCCAACACCACAAUUGAAAGACCCUCGCUCAUUAAUCAAGAAUUUUCAAAGGAAAUAGGUGGUCUUAGCGGAAAGCCCCUGACAAAUAAAUCUACUGAUGUUAUAAGAACAAUGUAUAAACUAACAAAAGGUAGCAUACCCAUAAUAGGUGUAGGAGGUGUGUUCACCGGUCAAGAUGCUUAUGAAAAAAUAUUAGCUGGGGCAAGUGUCGUGCAAAUAUAUACGGCGCUCAUUUAUCACGGUCCUCCAGUUGUUACCAAGAUUAAAUCGGAACUAGCUCAGUUGUUAUUAAAAGAUGGUUAUAAUGAUGUUAGUUCUGCUGUUGGUAAAGGUGUAAAAUAA